UAAAGAAAAGAUAAGAAAAUAGAACUUUCCUUAUAUGGACUAUUUCCGCCCCGAGGAAAUCUCGUGUGACUUUUUCAUAUCGCGGAAAUUGGAUGAUAGCAGGACGGCUAGCACCGAGCUAAGAGUUAACGGACAGAGAAUCGGAGCUAAACACGGCAAAAUGAGCUCCGCCGCAGCUGUUCGCUGAGUUUACAGCCGGUCGGCAGCUGCUGUCAUUGCGACAUGGAUUCAGAUAAACCGACUCGGUCGCCAGUAGAGGACGGGGAGCUUGAAGACGGAGAGAUCUGCGAUGACGAAAUCGAGGUCCGUGUGCCGAUGCGGCGGGGGGAAGGGUGCAGGCCCCGCGGCCGCGGUCGUCCGCGUACUCGAAAACCGCACCAACAUCCGCUCCACAUGCGGCCUCCCCCGGCUCACCAUCUCCCCGAGUUCCAUCACCGGAUGCCUUACAAUCCCGGACCCCACGUACACGGCCCUUUUCCUCCUAGCCACAGGCAGCAGUGCGGGCCUAGCGGGCCUGACCGGCCUUCUGCUCCGUCAGGUCCGCCGGCGAUGCCUCCUCCGGGACUGGGUCUGCUCAGCGAACCGACUCCCCGGUCUAACUUCUGGGAGCGUAGCCACGGCACCCUGGGCAGGUUCAGGCACCGCUCCGUGCCGAACGGCGGGCGUGGAGGCUGGAACCGAGGCAGUUUGGGAGUGAACAGCAGGGUUGCUCCCGGUCGGUACGGGCCCGGGGAAAGUCACAUAUCCCCCUCCAGAAAACAGAAGCAGCUGGGGAGGAAUCGGGUCAGAAAAGUGGUUCCGGGCAUUUCCAGGCCGGACAGUGCUGUUGAUGAGAGCUUCGAGGACCUGCUGUCAAAGUACAAGCAGAUCCAGCUGGAGCUGGAAUGCAUCCGCAAAGAGGAGACCAUGGCCCUGGAUUCAGGAGCUUCUCCCAUUGGGGAGGACGUCUUGAACAGCACCCCUGGUCCUCCAGAGGCCAAGCUGGGUCCAGAACCGGUUCCAGAUCAAGUAACAGUAGAGGAGCUGUCGGAGCAGGAGGAGGAGAAGAAAGUUUUCCAGGCAUUUAACAUCAAACCGCUUCGUCAGAAACUUCCCACACCAGCAGACCUGGACGAGCUGCACCGGAAAUGGGUUGGACAGGACGUAGGAGGCGGGGCUGAUGAAACAGGAAGCAUAGAGGAAGCAGGGGGAGAUGCUGCUGCAGACACGGAGGCGACCGACACUCAGGAGGAGAAAGCUCCCAAUGCAGCUUCCUGCCUCAGUGAAUCUUCUGCCUCCAGUGAGGAGUCCAACGUGUCACCUGACAAGCCGGUGGAGAAGGUGGAGGAGGAGGAGCUGUCGGAGCUGCAGCUGCGUCUUCUUGCCCUGCAGUCAGCCAGUAAAAAAUGGCAGCAGAAGGAGCAGCAGGUGAUGAAGAGGAGCAAAGACCGGAUCCUCAAAUCUGCCCAGGAAAAGAGCUCCAGCUCAGCCUCUGGUUCUGGUUCUGGAGCAGUUGCACUCGGCCGGCAGAGAAUCACCACCAGGUCUGCCUCUUUUGCUGCUGCAGCUGCUGCAGAGAAAAGCAGGACCAGGGCCAAACCGGUGGACAGGGACCGGGACAGGACCAAGACCGGGUCCAGCCCUGCUGAAAAAGAGAGACUUUCGGAGAGAGACCGAUCCAAACAGAGUCCCAAACUCGGUCCAAAGGCUGUGCUGGAGAAGGUCCGGACUCUAGGAAAACCCCACACCACGAAGAAGCUCCUCAGUCCAGGUGAGCAGCGAUUCUCGGAGGGAGGAGCUGAACCUGCCAAGGAGGCCGAGGACAGAACCAAGAGCGGGCCCAGACCUGAGAGAGACAGACCCACACAGAGUCCUAAACCUGGUUCCAAAGGGACACUGGAGAGGGGCCGCACUCCAGGAAGACCUCCAACCACCAAGAAGCUCAUCAGUCCAAACUCCACAUCAAAGCAGGCCGUCCGGAAGCAGCAGCUGCGUACCUGGAAGAUGCAGCAGCAGAGAAAGCAGGAGGAGAAACGCCGCCAGGAGGAAGAGGAGAGGCGCAAACGGGAGGACGAGAUCCGGCGUAUUCGGGACCUGUCCAACCAGGACGAGCAGUAUAACCGCUUCAUGAAGCUGGUGGGGGGGAAGAGGACACGCAGCAAGUCCAGGGACCAGGACCACAGAAAGUCUGUUGGUAAACCGAGCCUGGAUGCCUCGGGAAACAUGUACCAAUAUGACAACUACGAUGAGGUUGCCAUGGACACUGACAGCGAGACUAGUUCACCAGUGCCGUCACCGACCCGCAACAUGCUGUCAGCCGACGAGUCUGGAUGUUUCCUUCCACCGUGCCUGCACAGCACAGAGGGUGCAGCAUUUAGAAUGGAUAUCUCGCAGCCAUUCCUCCCUCCUUUGCAGUCUGGUGUUCCUCCACCACCUCCCCCUCUCCCCCCACCACCUGAUGAACUGGAGCCACCCCCCAAACCGCCUUUUGCUGAUGAAGAGGAGGAGGAGGAGAUGCUGCUCAGGGAGACCUGCCUGAUGUCAAUGGCCAACAAGAGGGUGGUGACCACCGAGAAGUGCUCCAGUGGUCCUCCAUCUCCGAGCUGCCCACCUCCUGCUGACGUUCAGCUUCCGCCUCGAGGCAACCUGAGCACCGUCAGCCUGAACUCGGUUCCUCAGUCACGGAGCAGCAGGUUCACCAGAACUCACCACGCUGGCCGGACUCCGCUGGUGCUUCCAAGACACAAAUCUGUGGUGGUCUCGCUGAACGACUCGGAUGACAGCGACUCGGACCUGGACUCCUGCAGCUCCUCCCAGACUGUGUUCGGAGGUCUAGAGUUUAUGAUCAAAGAGGCCCGCAGGACCGUGGAGGCAGCGAAGCCCAAAGCAUCAUCGGGAUGUGAGAAGGAGAACAACCCGGUCAGAACUCCAGAAGCUCUACCUGAAGACAAACGGGUCGAGUACCGUAUGCUGAAGGAGGAAAUCGCCAGCAGGGAGAAGCAGAGGAUGCUGAAAGACCACAUUCUAAAUCCUGCUGGACCUGAACCAGUUCUGAAUCAAUCACUGAAACCAACCUUAGAAGUGAAGCUGAGCGAGGUGGAGCAGAGACUCAGUAAGCACAGAGAGCUGCUGCAGAGGGACGAGGCCGUCCUCAGACACCUGCUGCAGCAGGAGCUGAAAAAAACAGAGUCUCUGAAGGCCACUGAGGACAAAGUGUCCAAACUGAGGGAGCAGCUGCAGGCGUCGGAGAAGAUCGUGGUGGCCAACAGGACGUUGCUAAAGAAACUGCAGGAGCAGGUGCAGCGGGUGGAGCAGCGGGUGUCCCUGAAGAAAACCGUGGCUGUGCGUCUGGAACAGGAGCUGGUUCAGGCCCAGCUGGCUGCUGGCAGAAGACCCAAGCGCCUCACAGACUCCAGCCAGACCAUGCCCCGCAAGCUGCAGCGUUUGGACCCGGCUCCUCGUGGUUCUGAGCGAAACUUUGCUGAGCUGAUUGCUCAGAAGCGCCGGCUGCAGCAGUUGGAGUCCGAGUACGCCCUGAAGAUCCAGAAGCUGAAGGAAGCUCAGGCCCUGCGCAACAAAGGAGCCCCUCCAGAGCCCCCCCCAGAGCUGCCAGUGCGAGCCUCCACACCCCCACCCAACCCUCGGGUCCAGCAGCUACCCCCCUCUGUCCCAUUCCACCUCCCCCAGCCCUCUCUGCACGACCUGUCCCAGGACAAACUGACCCUGGACAGUGAGGACAUCCCCGAGGCUGACGAUCAGGAACCAGAACCGGCACCGGCCGCACCCGCUCCUGCAACUAAAAGCGGCCGACGGCCCUCCCUCCGACAGUCCAACAGCUCCUUCACCAAACCCCACCUGGACGCCCCCGGUGCUACCCCUGCCAAAGACGCCAGCAAUGCCAAGCCGGCCAAGACGGCGGGUGGUUCUGAGCUUCCUGCAGAGAUGUUUGCAGGUCUGGACGUGGACGGGCUGAAGCGGCGGUACCAGCAGCAGGCCCGCCUGGAAGACCUGCUGCAGAGGGAGCUGCACAUGCUUGGGGGGGACACAGACAACUUCCACACUGUUAAGGUGGUCCCGCCAGACGUGGAAACAACAAACCCGUCAGGAGGCUCAGAGCUGAAGCCCAUCCCAUUUCAGACGUAUUAUAGCCCGCUGCUGGUCUUCAGGUCCUACAGGUUCAGCCCAUACUACAGGACCAAGGAGAAGUUAUCUCUGAGCUCCGUCAGCUACAGCAAUGCCAUCCAAGCAAACAAGUGUUUCUGUCGCUUCGACCUGACGGGAACCUGCAACGACGACGGCUGCAAAUGGCAGCACAUGAGGAACUGCACUCUGAGUGGAAACCAGCUCUUCCAGGACAUCCUGUCGUAUAAUCUAUCUCUGAUUGGGUGUUCUGAAAAAAGCUCGGAUGAGGAAAUCUGCGCCGCCACAGAGAACUACCUGAAGAAGCUGUUUGGUCCAAACAAAGACCGUAUGGGCGUGGACCAGAAGGCCGUCCUCCUUGUCAGCAAAGUGAAUGAAAGCAAACGACACGUGCCUCCGUUCACCACCUGUAAGGACCCAAGAAGGUGGAAGCCAAAACCAUCAGCACCAAGCUCUGGCGGUCCGCAUGAUGACAGUGGAGAUGAGGCUGUACCUGAACACCUCACACCUACAGAUGACAUCUGUACAAUCAGCUCUUCAGCUGUGGACGUGUGCAUCACCUCUGAGGACCGCCGCUACUUUGUCAGCGAGACAGAUGACAUCUCCAACCUGGAGGCGAGCGUUCUGGAGAGUCCACGAGACACUCAGCUGUGGAUCAAACUGGCCUUCAGAUACCUGAACCAGAGCGAGACCUCUGCAGCAGAGUGUCUGGAAGCCGCUCUGAACACGCUGUCCCGAGCUCUGGAGAGUAACUGUGAAGACCCGGAGGUGUGGAGCCACUACCUGUCUCUGUUCUCCAGGAGAGGCAGCAGGGAGGAGGUGCAGGAGAUGUGUGAGAUGGCAGUGGAGCACGCCCCCGACUACCGGGUGUGGUGCAACUACCUGAACCUGGAGAACUCAUUUGAGGGGAAGGACUACGUGUGUGAGCGUCUGCUGCACUUUUUGUUGGUAGAGUCAUCGUUGGGAGUCACAGAGAAGCUGUCUUUCCAGCUGAUGGAGGCUCUGUUGUUUAGAGUUCAGCUUAAUCUGUUUACAGGCCGGAUGGAGAGCGCUCUGGCUCUCCUACAGAAUGCCUUGAAGUCAACUCAGGACUGGAGCAUCGCUGACCACCUGACAACCAGUGACCGUGCUCUGCUCUGGCUCUCCUACAUCCACCUGACGGAGUUCGACCGGCUGCCGUCCAGCCUGUAUGACCCAGCUGAGUCCGGCCCAGCACGACUGGUCAACAGAGAGUCCUUCAUGCUGCCGUGGAGGACGGCGCAGGACAUCAGCACACCACCCGACAUCCUCAUCGCUCUCUUCCAAGAUGCUGUCCAUCAGUGCAGCGAUGAGAGCAUGUCUGAGAGGGAGAGCACACUGGCCUGCAUGCCUCUGAACACCAACCUGAUCCUCCUCUACAAGCUGCUGCAGAGGUUCGAUGAGGCAGUAUCUCUGUGCUGUUCUCUUCUGGACUCAUGUCCCGACUUCUGCGUCCUGCGUGACGCUCUGGCUGAGCUCCAUCUCAGCAGAGGGAAGGCAGAGGUGGCAGUCAGCAUGUGGCUGCACGCUCUGGCAGAGUGUCCUCACAACGCUCAGGUGUUCUACCACUGCUGCAAGUUCCUCAUGACUCAGGACCAGUCCAGCGCCAUCCCGCCCCUGUUCCGAGGCUUCAUCCUCUCUCUCUGUGAAGGCGAGCAGAGGACUAGGACACCGGUGGAUGUCCUACGCCACAUCCUGGGGUUUUCCAGUGAGGCGGUUCUGAGUGGUCCGAUCAUCAAGGAGCAGCUUCAGGAGCAGCUAAAUCAGCAGAUGGCCUUCCUGCACCUGCUUCACUGUCGCUGGAUGUGGCUGCACGGCUCGGUGGAGGACGCAGUGGCAGCGUUUGAGCGAGCGCUGGGAUCCUCACUGCAGCUGCAGGAGCUCCACACGCUGUGGAUGGACUACCUGCUGUUCAGCUGCAGCCCGCAGGCCGGCUCCGUCUCCAGGAAGAUGUUCCCUGAACUGCUCCAGCGAUGUCUCAGCACGGUUCCAACCCGUCUGGAGCCUCCCUUCAACCCAGCAGAGUACUGGAGCUGUUACCGCUUCCACAACAAGGUGGUGGUUCUUUACCUGAAAAGUGUCCCACAGUCCCAACGUGCACUGGUUCUGGAGAGACUGCGAAACCUCAUGCCAAACAACACAGAGCUGAGCCUCAGGUUGCUGUAUCAGGACUGGGAGGACGGAAACAUGGAGCAGCUGAAGUUCCAGGCCCGGAUGCUGACCAGCAGCGCUCCGAAGUGUGUGUCCAGCUGGAGAAUAGCCGUCGCCGUGGAGAAAGAGCUGAAGGAGCGAGGUGAGAUGAGACUUCUGUAUCAGCAAGCCCUCCAAACCCUCCCUCUGUGUGCCGCCCUGUGGAAAGAUCGGCUGCUGUUUGAGGCAGCAGAGGGCGGAGCCUCGGACCGUUUGCAGCGGCUGGUGGACGUCUGUCAGCAGGCGGGGGUCAACGUGAGCAUCGGGGGAGUCGGCCUGUCUAUCGAUCUGUGAUCAAACUGAUAAUUGAACUGAUCAGAGAUGGAGGUGACGAGGUAAGGCGAACGCCCCCACCUCCUCCAGCCCCCCUCCCUCCUGCGGUGUGGGCGGAGCUGCUCGUGUCCGUAAGUAUCGACUGCUGAGUGCCGCCUUUACUCUUCAUCACCUUUCUUUAGUUGCUCACCUUUCAGUUGGAUUCAUUUCCCUCCCUUUUUGUUUUACUCACCUGAGGGGGUGGGGGCCUGAGGGAGGUGGGGCCGGUUAAUCUGACAGAUUGAUGUUGUUUGACCCCCCACCGUUUGUUUUUAAAGGAUGACCCCCCACACACACAUUUUCUGUUUGUGUCUAAAGGAAUCAGGACUUUUUAGUUUAACUGAUCAGAGAGCAGCUAUCAGGGUAUUGAUCGGGUAUCAGUGAAAUUUUCUGAUUGGCUGAAUGAGUGUGAGAGACACUGCCACAGAAACUGAGACACCGCGGGACGCUGCGGGACGCUGCCGGACUGCUCAUGUGCAAUCUGUUGUCAUGAUGAUGAAAGAGUAUUGAUCCAGAGGAGACUGUUGUCCUGCCGCUGUUGUUUUUCUAUGUGUUGAUUCAGAUGUUAUUAAAUUAUUUUCUAUAAACA
Melanotaenia boesemani (Boeseman's rainbowfish) is the source of this 7228-nucleotide messenger RNA. Its product is annotated as zinc finger C3H1 domain-containing protein-like. The transcript is spliced from 36 exons. The coding region runs from base 223 to 6621 and encodes 2132 amino acids. Gene Ontology annotation, molecular function: protein binding. The record is from RefSeq and is a predicted model, not a curated record. Gene Ontology annotation, biological process: RNA processing. Gene Ontology annotation, cellular component: nucleus; exosome (RNase complex). Lineage: Eukaryota; Metazoa; Chordata; Actinopteri; Atheriniformes; Melanotaeniidae.